AUGGAUAGGUGCAGACCAGUGGACACUCCACUGGUUGUAAACUUGAAGCUAAGCAAAGAUGAUGGGGCUGUGAAGAUUGAUGAGGGAAUUUAUAGAAGUUUGAUUGGCUGUCUAUUGUACUUGACAGCCACCAGGCCUGACUUAAUGUUUACUACAAGCCUCCUCUCCAGGUUCAUGAGAAACCCAAGUGAAGUUCAUCUCAAGGUAGCCAAGAGGGUGUUGAGGUACAUUAAAGGAAGUUUUGAUCUUGGUGUAUGGUUUAAGAAGUCUGAAAACUUUCAGCUUGUUAGGUACUCUGACAGUGAUUGGGCUGGAUGUAUUGAUGAUAUGAGAAGUACUUCCGGCUAUGCCUUCUUCUUGAAUUUAAGAGCUAUAUGUUGGCUAUCCAAAAAACAAGACACCAUAGCUCAGUCCACAACAGAAGCAGAAUACAUUUCUACUGCUGCUACCGUAAACCAAGCCAUAUGGCUUAGGAAAAUUUUGGAGGAUUUGAAGCAAACUUAG
Pistacia vera is the source of this 504-nucleotide messenger RNA. Its product is annotated as secreted RxLR effector protein 161-like. The coding region runs from base 1 to 504 and encodes 167 amino acids. The record is from RefSeq and is a predicted model, not a curated record. The transcript has a single exon. Lineage: Eukaryota; Viridiplantae; Streptophyta; Magnoliopsida; Sapindales; Anacardiaceae.